This is a messenger RNA of Amoebophrya sp. A25, 3276 nucleotides long. NCBI's taxonomy places the organism in Eukaryota, Dinophyceae, Syndiniales, Amoebophryaceae. The record is from the annotation of a GenBank genome assembly.
AUGGAUCGAGUGAGAAAUGGGGAUAACACAAUUAACGACGCCUUCUUCGAAGUGCUGGACAAAGUCAUGGAGAUCAGACGAAACUGUCAGCUCCGAACCAAUAACUUCACAGGAGGAGUCAGUGGAGCUGGGGCAAGCGCCUUGAAACUGCAGGCAGAAAUGAUGCAAUUAUGUCACCACUUGCUUGAUGGACAUGGAUCUGGAUGGUGCGCUUGUAAGAGUAAGUAGUAUAACGGCGUAUUUAUCAUUGGCUCCUGCAAAUUUUGACGUCUAAAAAUUGAUCUCUUUUUUCCUUUUAAAUGGUAGUCGUUCAGACUCACUCACCUCUUGAUCAAGUACUAUGUAUUUCUCCUCACAAAAAUUUUUCAUCCUUCAGAUAUUUAUGCUUCUUUGAUGUCGCUCUCACUCUUUCCCAUGAUCUUUUAGUUAUAAUCUGCGCCUGCAAAACCAAAUUCCUCUUCUAAUCGCCCAAGCCUCUACUCGCGACGCAGGAGCUUCCUCCGCCAUCUCGUCUGCAGGUGGGCAGACCCACCACAUGGGUGGCCAUGCUUUGCUUUUGAACACCAGUUCGGCGUUUGACGUGCUACAGGAAACUUCGGACAUCCUCGACAUUGCCUACGAACGCCUCUUUAUCUCUGUGCAGCAGCAUUGCCGCAGAGGGUUUAGUGCUGCUACUGCAUCUGGAGUUUCGGGAAUCAACUUUGGUGGAUCGCAAGGAGCACACUUGAUGAAAAGGUCGUUGCAGAUAUGGCACGAAUAGAUGCAAUUCUUGCAAGAGUUUUGAUUGUUACGUAGAAUGAAGAAAAGGCCCACCCCCACACUCUCCUCGAGUGGCCUAUUUUAUAUUGUUUGUACUACUAGUUCAACUUCAGCAUCAAAUAACAACUUCAAAACGAAUUUCCUUUUCAGUUAGACUCAAGCACCCCUUCUGGUUCUCAUUCAUCUGUGAUCAGAUCAGGGGUUUCUAGUUGUGGCGUUGAAGCUCUCUUUACAUACAUACAGUUAGACUGAAGAGUUCUAAGAAUCCAAUCUUGAGCCUCUAACCCUGUACCUGAAAGAGCGUCCGGUGUAUUUCAACCAUUGUCUCCGCGACAUUGCCAAGAUGCGGAAACAGAUGCUGAAUACGCGAUUCCAUGAAGCGCUAUCUUACGGGAGGUAACGGCAAGAACCCGUCGCCGACGGCAUCAUCUUUUGGCCGAUUUCUACUCGGGAAAUCGGCUGAAGUAGAAUGACAUUCUGAAAAAAGCGAGGUUGUCGUUGCCUCUAAUUAUCACGAGGAGGCGAGGACAGUCAUGCCAUAGAAAUGUGCAAGCAGUACGAUCCGGUUAGGUACGUAGGCGAUAUCCUAGCGUGGAUCCAUGAGAACAUUGCUACGGAACGGGAAGCACUCACGACGUUUUUGGGUAUAAGUGCGGCAGGGAAAGAGAGGAAGAAGGUACAACUCAUUUUUUACGGUUGACUAAAUAGAAAUACCAGCAGAGAUUUUUUUACUUGGUUCUUCUUGAUGUUGUUUUUGGUGCUCGUACCCUAUGACGUACCAAAUGUAUCUAUUAUAUUGGACUGCAGCGAAGAAAUAUUUAAUCAAACCUCAUCAACGACAUAACUCUCUCACUUUCUUUAUCGUCCCCCUUUCCGUUUCCACACGCACACAGGCCCUUCGUCAACAAGUCGGGUCGCUCGUCGCCAGCACGAAAGGUGGCUCCACGAUCCUCGAUGUGGCUUCGCGCGCUGAAGUGCUUUCUUCUAUUGUGAACUACGAAGAUGCAGUCAGCAACGACGAUGGGCUGCUAGCAGAUCUCUUCUCCUUGCUGGAUUUCGUCCUAGAGGGAGUCUGCGACAGCUUCAAAUCACGGAUGGACAGUCUUUUGCACUUGGAUUCGCUGGUGGGGUGUUACAAGAUUUCGCGGUUGCUGGCAUACUUCAGUCGUGCGCUCACGUUCUUGUUGAACAAGGAUGCCCGCUUAUUGCAGCUGAUCAACCUUUAUCAGCAGAAAAUGGCGCAGAGGUUCCUAGAUGUGUGCGACGCGAACAGCCAGACCAUGAGAGGAACGACUAGCAUUAUGAACUGAGUGAACAAGAGGCACUUCUUUUGACGUAAUUUUUAUAGUUGGAGUGUUAUACACAGUGGUCUAUAGACUGGUUACAAAAUAGCAUUGGUAAUGGUAGUCUAUUGGAGUAGUUGUUGCUUCUACAACUCGAACGCGUAGACGACCUAGACGUGGACGUAGUUGGUUUUACUGUUGUAUUAAUUAGUUUUAGUACAACUGGUACUACAUCCGAUGAUCGUGGUCGAACGUACUUCUGCAUUACGUCGAUUACCCGAACUACAAGAAAAGUAAGAAGAAACGCUCAUCAAAAUACUAUUUAGGACAUACACAUGACAAGAAGAGUCAUCUAAUCCUGACGCCAACACCUCCAGCGGUGGAGGGCAAGAUGACCCCACAGGACAAGGCUCUGCAGCACAUGGUUCACGGUUCGCCAUCAUGGAUGACCUCUCAUGUCCUCUUUUCGUCCGGGAAGCGGUGAAGAUGAUGCACGAAAUCGUGCAGGACGUGGACAGUCUGGAGGAGUUUCAACCUAUUCUUUGCGCAGCUUACGAUCCUCUGUUAAACCAUUGCCGACAAAUGUUCUCGUCGAAUCCUGAGGAUCGAGCAGUGUUCCUGAUCAACUGCAUAUCCUUGAUGCUGGAACCGCUGAAGACAUUGCCAUUAGCUCAAGACCGCGCAGUGUUGUACUCGCAGCUGAUCCAAGAGCAGCAGAUGUACUUGAUCGAACAUCAAGGACAGGAGACACUCCAAAAGCUGGGUCUCUUGGAGAAGGUGACGGCGUUGCGUGAUGUUGUCGGGUAUCCUGAAAAAUUCCCAGAUGGCGGCUUCCCUACCGCAGCGCAGCUGCAGCAAGUGCCGGAACUACACGCUGUCUCGUUAUCUUCGGUGCUGCGCUCAUUCUACACCAGCCUUUUCACGUUGAAAGCCUUGUCAGUUCCGCAUGUAGAGAAAAUCUCGGCUAGGGAACUACGUGAAGAAACCCGAAAGGCGGUCGGAAGGAAAAUUUUGGAAGCGUAUAUCUUCCUUCAUGACGGACUGCAGGCUCUACAGGUGACGACGCACACGAAGGACCAAGUUGCCAUGCUGUUGCUGGGGGCUUGAUGUUGAAGAGACUGUUGCGUCUGUGUACAGAAAAUGUUUUUUAUACCCGCAUUUUCAGCAUGUAGUUGUUGAUGUUUUUUUACAUUUAUGUUAUCUUUACGCUGCAAGAAGUCUUGUCGGGGAAGGG